This is a messenger RNA of Chenopodium quinoa (quinoa), 2925 nucleotides long. Its product is annotated as auxin response factor 1-like. Lineage: Eukaryota; Viridiplantae; Streptophyta; Magnoliopsida; Caryophyllales; Amaranthaceae. Gene Ontology annotation, cellular component: nucleus. Gene Ontology annotation, molecular function: protein binding; DNA binding. Bases 506 to 2461 code for a protein of 651 amino acids. The transcript is spliced from 15 exons. The record is from RefSeq and is a predicted model, not a curated record. Gene Ontology annotation, biological process: response to hormone; regulation of DNA-templated transcription.
UUGACAUAGUAAAAUAAAUUAAUAAUUGAAGGGAGGGGAAGGAGCUGUCGGCUUCGACCAGGCAAAGACGAUCCAAAUCCACAUCUCUUUCCUGCAGACAACCCUUUUACCUCCCAAUUCCCCCCAUACCCACUUCUUUUUUCCUUCAUUUUCUCCGUCCUCUAUUUUUUUUUUCUUUCUCAAAAACCUAUUUUUUUUUUCUACCUAAUUUCCCGUAAGUUUUAUAUUCCCUCAAAUUUAUAUAUAUUUUUUGCUUAUUUAGUUGAAUAUCUGAGAUAUAUAGCUGAUUUUAGUACUUGUAUCCUAUUUUUUUUUUAUUUUUAAUAUUUUAUUAAAAUUGGAGCUUGAUUUAUGGGUCAUUUUGAUCUAAUUUUAAUUCAGAUCGGCCCUCCUUUUGUUGAGCGUCACUUACACGUUUUGCAGUAACAAGUUGUACAUUACACAACCUCAGGAAGGAAUUCUUAUUAUAAAUAGGGUGAUCUGGUGUGACUCUCGGUAGCUUCUCAUGGCGCUCCAAGGCAUUCAUCAGUCUGCUGGACAGGCAGAGCAAGAUGCUUUGUACAAGGAACUCUGGUAUGCCUGUGCUGGACCCCUUGUAAAUGUUCCCCGCCAAGGGGAGCGUGUUUACUACUUUCCUCAAGGUCACAUGGAGCAGCUUGAAGCAUCAACACAUCAGGGAUUGGAACAGCAGAUGCCUUCAUUUAAUUUGCCAUCUAAAAUACUUUGCAAAGUGGCUCAUAUUGAACUUCGGGCUGAACCUGAAACAGAUGAAGUUUAUGCUCAGAUAACUCUGGUUCCUGAAAGAGAUCAAAGUGAGAUUACAACGCCUGAUGAACCAGUGGCAGAUCCUCCAAGGUGCAAUGUGCAUUCAUUUUGCAAGACAUUAACAGCUUCUGAUACUAGCACACAUGGUGGAUUCUCUGUGCUCCGGAGGCAUGCAGAUGAUUGCUUACCACCCCUGGAUAUGUCUCAGCAACCACCUUGGCAAGAGCUUGUGGCUACAGAUCUCCAUGGUAGUGAGUGGCAUUUCCGUCACAUUUUUCGAGGGCAACCAAGACGCCAUCUACUGACUACGGGAUGGAGUGUUUUUGUCAGUUCCAAGAAGCUAGUUGCUGGGGAUGCAUUUAUAUUUUUGAGAGGUGAAAAUGGAGAACUGCGUGUUGGAGUAAGGAGGGUAAUGAGGCAGUUGAACAAUAUGCCGUCUUCUGUUAUUUCUAGUCAUAGCAUGCACCUUGGUGUCCUUGCCACAGCAGCCCAUGCAAUUCAAACUGGAACCUUAUUUUCAGUUUUCUACAAGCCAAGAACUAGUAGGUCUGAGUUCCUUGUGAGUGUGAACAAGUACCUUGAGGCCAAGAGCCACAAGCUUUCUGUUGGGAUGAGGUUCAAAAUGAGAUUCGAAGGUGAUGAAGUUCCUGAGAGAAGGUUCAGUGGCACAAUUGUUGGUGUCAAUGAUACUUCAUCAUCAAGUUGGGCCAACUCUGAAUGGAGAUCUUUGAAGGUUCAAUGGGAUGAACCUUCAUCAAUUAUGCGCCCAGAGAGAGUUUCCCCUUGGGAAUUGGAACCGCUAGUAGCAAAUAAUUCUAGCAACUCCCAGCCUACUCAAAGGAAUAAGCGGUCACGACCUGCGGUGAUGCCAUCGUCAGCGACAGAUUUGUCUGCACUGGGAAUCUGGAAGUCUCUGGUUGAAUCUCCUGCUGCUGCAUGUGCUGAAGUCGACCGUACCCGUGAUCAAUUUUCUUCUGUGACAAAGGCUGGUUCAGUAGGUUUCACCGCAAACAGUUCCCUUCCUGUGCUAUCCAGCCAUUCCAUUUAUUGGUCCCAUAUAGCAGAAAAUGCAUCAGAGUCGCUUGGUUCUGUUGUAAACAAAGAAUCUGGCGAAAAGAGAAAGAGUAGUGGAGCUGGCUGCCGUUUAUUUGGAAUUCAGCUUUUUGAUCAUUCCAAUUUGGAUGAAACUUCUACCAGGGGUGGUGAGGAUCAACCUGUUCCAUCUCUGGAAGCUGAAUCUGAUAGAUCCAAUGUUAAUCGACCUGAUGUACCUUCCCUGAGUUGUGAUCCUGACAAAACUUCUCUGAAUAAGCCAAGCCGUACAUGCACAAAGGUUCAUAUGCAAGGUGUGGCUGUUGGGAGGGCAGUAGAUCUGACUCGCUUUGACUGUUAUAAUGACCUCCUUAACAAACUGGAGCAGCUGUUUGAUAUUAAAGGGGAGCUUUGUUGUUCAUCAGGGAAAUGGCAGGUUGUCUACACAGAUGAUGAGGAUGACAUGAUGAUGGUUGGAGACGAUCCAUGGCAGGAGUUUUGCAGCAUGGUCAGAAAAAUCUUCAUCUACACAUCUGAAGAAGUCAAGCGUCUCUCACCUAAGAGUAAAAUCAGUGUUGAAGAGGAAGCAAAACCAGGCUAUACUGAUGCUGAAAUGCCUGCUGCCUCAGAGGAGCAGUCAUCUGCUGUGGGACCAAGUUGCUAGCUUUCGCUAUCCUGCAAUCUUGAGAGGAAAUUGAAAAAUCACCCUAGCUCAAGUCAAAAUAAUGAUAGAAAAUAGACAACCAAACUGCAGUAAAGAAAAGAGGGAAUCAAGGAAGAGGGGAAAAGUUGAUAGUAAGCAGUUGUGAUAUGGUAUGGAAUAUGGAUGAAGCUAGUAGGCAGCAUAUAAAGGGGAAUUACUGACUCUCUGCUGUCUGUUGUAGUUUAGUUUUGUUUUACAGCUUAUGUUUUGUCAUGGAGGGUCUCUGUUACUUUCCUCGUCAAGAAAUUAAAUAGGUUAAAUAGGCUAAGGAAGCUGGUCUCCUCUACUUCAUGUGUCCUAUACAUGAUGAGAGCUGACUAUUUAGUUUGCCCCUUUGUAUCUUCCCUCUUCCUGUUGUAUGACCAGAUAAUACCUUCCUUUUGUAUAUAAAAAUAUGUCUAUUUAUAGUUGGGUUUGGUGUUUUA